Danio aesculapii is the source of this 3339-nucleotide messenger RNA. RefSeq names its product shisa family member 3 (gene shisa3). The transcript is spliced from 2 exons. Lineage: Eukaryota; Metazoa; Chordata; Actinopteri; Cypriniformes; Danionidae. The record is from RefSeq and is a predicted model, not a curated record. Bases 372 to 1223 code for a protein of 283 amino acids.
ACACGCGCAUCUCCAUGCAGUCAGAACAACGACGAGUUUACGAAGUAUGUUCAUAACGUUUAAGUAAGAGUGUAUUAUUGUACACCCACAUGGAUUUUAUAAUCACUAUCAACAGAUUAAAACGACACGGAUGAUAUACGGAUAAAAUCAUGGAAUUUCUGGAAAUGACAUUUUGAACUCGGUAUAUUUUGCUAGAUGUUCCCUGGUGGCUAUUGGAUUUGGACAGCAUCUUUGGUUUUUUUUUGGUCAACGAUUUCAAUCCUGUGAGCGGAUGGAGUAUUUUAAAUCGCUGAUAGUUAUUUGAUGCUCGUUUAAUUCAAGUUUGUCGGUGAGUUUUGAAGAACUGGUCAAUUAAAGCGCGUCUCGCCGGUAUGGUGCGCCUGCUCAAUUGCCUGGUUUUGGGGUAUUUGACAUGGAAUCUGCGGAUAUCUGAAGCCCGUGGAGAGUACUGUCACGGCUGGCUGGACAGCAGUGGGAAUUACCAUGAGGGUUUUCAGUGUCCGGAGGAUUUUGACACGGCGGACGCGACAGUGUGCUGCGGGAGCUGCUCGCUGCGCUACUGCUGCGCGGCGCCGGACGCGCGCCUCGAUCAGGGAACGUGCACUAAUGACAGAGAAGUGGAGAACAACACGCAAUAUGCUGCCCAGCCCAUCUACGUGCCCUUCCUGAUGGUGGGCUCCAUCUUUGUGGCAUUUGUGGUGGUGGGCUCUCUGGUGGCCGUGUACUGCUGCACCUGUCUGCGACCCAAACAGCAAACCCAGCAGCCCAUCCGCUUCUCUCUGCGCAGCCAAGGAGAAACCAUCCCCAUGAUCCUCACCACAGCUCCACCCAGCCUGCGCACGCCAUCCCGCCAGUCCAGCACCGCCACCACCAGUUCCAGCUCUGCGGGUGGAGGAAGCUCACUCCGCCGCUUUUCUCUGGGCCGCAGUGAAACGCUGGGUCAGUGUUCGCAACAACAACAACAUCAUCAACAUCAACAGCAGCAGCUCCUGGCGGUUUCAUCUUCGUCAGCAACCACUCCCACACAGCCUCUGUUACCUCCACCUCCUCCUCCGCCAUACACCACUAACUCUCUGCAGCAUGCACACACUCACAGAGAGCUGCAGCUCCACCAUCAGAGCCUGCAGAGCUCCGGCUUUCUCCUCCCGCAGCAGUUCUUCUUCCCCAUGCCGCAGGAGCCCUUCUCUACCAACAAGAGCUUUGCGGACUUCAGCCAGAGCUGACCUGUGACCUCCAGAUGCACCAAAACACUAGCACAAUGGGAACAAAGGAAAGUGGUGGCGUAUUGCAGAGUACGGUGAUCCAUAUUUGGAGCUGGGACUCGAACUUGUGACUUUGUAAUCACAAGUGCAACUUUCAAACCAUUCAGCACUUGCGACCUCCAGAUACCAUAAGCCGUGACAUACUUUAAAGUACGGUGACCCAUAUUCAGUAUUUGUGCUUUCCAUUCAGCCAUCUAGUGCACACAAACAGAAGUGAACACACACCUGGAACAGUUGGGGGCUCAGUGCCUUGCUCUUGCCGUUGUAUUGAGGAUGGUGAGAGUGCUGGUUUUUCCCUCCCAUCACCUGGGACUCAAACCUGUGACCUUCUGAUCACAAGUGCAACUCUCUGACCAUUCAACAUCUGCAACCUCCAGAUGCACUGGACACCUAACACUAGGGAAACAGUGAAAGUUGUGACAUAUUUCCAAGCACAUUGACCCAUAUCUGGAAUUUGUGCUCUACAUUCAACUCAACCACACAUACACAUUGAACACACACUCGGAUCAAUGGGCAGGCACUGAUGCGGAUGCCUGGGGAGCAGUUGGGGGAUUGGUGCCUUGCUCAAUUUGUGUUAUUGAGGGUGAUGAGAGUGCAGAUUAUUCACUCCCACCACCUGGGACUUGAACCUGCGACCUACUGAUCACAAGUGCAACUCUCUAACCAUUCGACAUCUGCAACCUCCAGAUGCACUGGACACCUAACACUAGCACAAUGGGGAAAAGUGAAAGUCAUGACAUAUUUCCCAUGGUGACCCAUACUCAGAAUUUGUGCUCUGCAUUUAACCCAUCCAAGGAUGCACACACAGCAGUGAACACACACAAAGCAAUGGAGAGGCAUUGGUACGGCAUCCCAGGAGCAGUUGGGGGAUCAGUGUCUUCUUCAAGUCAUGGUUUUGAGGGUGGUGAGAGUGCAGGUUAUUCACUCCCACCACCUGGGACUUGAACCUGUGACCUACUGAUCACAAGAGCAACUCUCUAACCAUUCGACAUCUGCAACCUCUAGAUGCACUGGACACCUAACACUAGCACAAUGGGGAAAAGUGAAAGUCAUGACAUAUUUCCCAUGGUGACCCAUACUCAGAAUUCGUGCUCUGCAUUUAACCCAUCCAAGGAUGCACACACACACACACACUCAGACCUGGAGCAGUGGGCAGGCACUGCUGCGGCACCUGGGGAGCAGUUGGGGGGAUUGAUGCCUUGCUAAAGCAGUGGUAUUGAGGGUGGUGAGAGUGCUGGUUAUUCACUCCCACCACCUGCGACUCGAACCUGCGACCUUCCGAUCACAAGUGCAACUCUAACCAUUCGGCAUCUGCAACCUCCAGAUGCGCUGGACACCAAACACUUGAACAAUGAGGAAAAAAAGUUAAAGUCAUGACAUAUUGCCAUGUACAGUGACCUAUACUCAAACUUCCGUUCCCAAGUGCAACUCUCGAACCAUUAGGCCACUGCUGGCCCAAUGGUGUAGUUGAAGACUCUCAAAUGCAUCUUUAAGCUGGAUUGGCACUUGAGAGGGCACAGCUGGAAGUUAUGAGAGAUUUCCAGAGGUCUAGACUCAAGUCAAUGACUUGCAACUUGACUUGGACUCGAGUCCCAAAUUUGAUUAAACAAGACUCGGGAUUGGACUCUAAACUUGACUGGAGACUCGCAAAACAAUGAACUGGUCUCAACCCUGUCUGAAAUCAGCAGUGAGUUGACUUGCUUGAGUUUCACAAAAAUUGUCUUGACUUGCUUUAGCCAUAAAGUCUAAAGACUCGAGACUUGCACUUGACUUGGUCCCACCAUUGGAGAUUAACGAGCGAUCAAUCUGACAGAUGUUUAAGUGCUGGAUGCAGCACAGCAGAAACAACACCUGUUUACAUCUGCUUAAAUGAGGAAAGAAUUGAGAAAGCAGCUGAAGCUACUCUGAACAUUCAGCCUCUGACAAUCCAAGUCCCAUUUUUAGGGGUUGCGAACGGGAAGAAGCAGAUUAAAUUGGUCAUCAACAUCAACUUUGUGUUUUGUACUAUUCUCUGGGGUCCAUUUAUAAUAAUAUGCUGAUGAAGACAUUCACAAUAAAUAAUUUUGAUGUAACAGUC